Molecule: messenger RNA, 1327 nt
Organism: Acanthaster planci (crown-of-thorns starfish)
Lineage: Eukaryota; Metazoa; Echinodermata; Asteroidea; Valvatida; Acanthasteridae
Gene: uqcrb
Product: ubiquinol-cytochrome c reductase binding protein
Source: RefSeq, a predicted model, not a curated record
UGUAUGUAAUUCUAAACCGCUGAUGACCGAAGUACCAACGGUAAUCCUUUCCAGAAACCAAGAUGGCGUCGCAGAGUAGAGGACUUUGGGAAGGACUACGCAAAUGGUAUUAUGCCAGAGCUGGAUUUAACCAACUAGGACUCAUGCGCGAUGACACAUUACGCAUGACACCAAUUGUGAAAGAAGCCCUUCGGCGUCUGCCAGAAGAUCAGUACAAUGAGAGAGCCUUCCGCAUCAAGAGGGCAUUUAAUCUAACAAUUAGGCACAGCAUUCUGCCCAAGGAGGAAUGGACGAAAUAUGAAGAGGAUUCCCGUUAUCUGAAACCCUACAUCGAUGAGAUAGAACGGGAAUUAAAAGAGAAGAGAGAAUGGACUACUCGCUAGUUGUAUCCUCCCCGUAUUUUCAAGAAGCCAUUGCCGUUCCUAGACCCAAUCUCAGCCUCCCUCCUUUUAAAGAUGUAUUAUAGCUUGUUUUGGACAGAUGUUGAUUAACCAGCAUGAGGUCAAAUCUGAGCCCUGGUAACAGUUGAUUUCAUAGAAAUAAUUGGAAAAGAAAUCGUAGAUCAGAGGAUUGAAGGUCAUAAUUGGGUUGGAACCACAAGGAUGACGUACCCUGUUAACCCAAGACUCUUGGUUUAUGUAUUGAAUGCUGUCAAUGUAAGUUGUACAAUAUUAAGAUUUGGAACCAGUUUAUGGCUGUCUUUUUCCUGGGUUUGUGAAAGACAAUCUUUGGUUUGUAAACUUUGUCAGAGGUCAGGUCAUCCGGAGUGUGAUGCACGAACCAGACAAGACACUUGGAUUUCUUUUUCCACAAUUUAUUGAACGAUUUAGCUUUUUGGUCCAGAUUGCAUGUAAAGAUCAGAAAAAUAAGUAGUUAAACAUUUAUUCUGGAUAAAAACAGGUAGAUGUACCGAUCUGGUUAAUGGAGCAGUAUAAUUACCAGCCAAUGUCACAUUCAAACCAACAUGUCGAGAUAUUAUGUCAUUUUCCAUACAAACAGCCUUGUGAAGAACUCACAUUCUUGACAAACACUGUUGAUGAAAACCUAAUUUUGCUUAAUAUUUAUCUGUGAACAAUUCAAGUCUUUAGUUUUGGCAAUAUUAAGCCUUCACCUGAUUGCAACAGAACUGAUGUCCACGCGUUCUUAUACAGACAUGCAACUACACAACCAUGCACAUUGGUAACAAGCAAAAACAAUUGCAAAGAAUAAGGAAAUACCUUCCAAGUAAUUACUUAUUUCAGAGGUGAAGUUAUAACUGACUAAUUUGUUGUACGAGUGGGGCGUUGCAGUGUUGAUCGUUAUUAUUAAAUUAUAUACGUUUGACAGA